AUGGAAAAACUUCCGCUUGAACUGAAGCAGCGUAUCUGUAGCUUCCUUCAUGCCAACCCGCGGCUGCUCAAACCCAUUCGACUGGUGUCCAAAGAGUUUGCAUCUGCUGCUGCGCCCUACCUGAUACCGCGACUCUUCCUCUUUCGCCAUCCAGACAGUUGUGCAGAAGUCAAGGAGAUUGCUGAGCACCCAGUCUUCAGCAAGCACGUCACAACCCUUGUUGUGGACCUCAGUAUUUUGAAGUCUCAAUCAAAGUUCCAAACCUGGAUCGAUGACCACGACCACCUUCAACAUGCCUACCCCGACUGGUGGGAUUUCAAGCCUGAAGAUGUUGAAUAUGACGAAGAUGGCGAUCCGCUACUAAGCAAUUCUCAGUCUCGCGCUAAGUGGAUGCACUCAUGCAGGGAGUUCGAUAAGGAAGCCAAAAGAGUCACCAAGAGACUCAUGAAGUCUCAAGAGAAGUACUGGAAGGCCCAGCAGAUCCUGGCUGCAAAAUUGUCGGGUGGCGAGUUUCGACGUCGCUUCUUCAAGACUAUUCAUCUUGCCUUCAGGAUGUGUCCCAACCUCAGCAACAUAGUGAUUGCCCCACCACAACCAUGCGAGCCUACCCUCGGCAAGAGGUAUCAUAUGUUCGAGGCUAUCCACCCGUCCAAAGGCUCUUGGAUCGAGUCUAAGUCGCAUGAUCCCUCUGACUUUGAGAUGACCGACUUGAUGCAAGCUGUACACAACACUGGAAUUGAUCUGAACUCCUUGACCAUCAUCGAUUUCCCAUUCAGGUGUGCUGACUACUCCAAGGACGGAGACCUGUUGUUUCUUGGGCGUUUGAAGCAUAUCCGCAUCGGCUGGAAUCGUCUUGAUAACAACCCAAAGACCGAGUUCGGCUUCGACCUCGAGAAAGCUCUGCGUAAGACACACUCACUGGAGACCAUCUGGAUAGAGAUGCCGCCUCUAAUACACAGAAAAGAAGAAUACAUCGCGAAUGAUCUGCUGGAUGCAAUGAGCUUUGAGUGCCUUCGUGACGUCCUGCUCGACAACCUCUCUGUCUCCGAAGAUUCGCUAGUCAAUUUCCUGCUCCGCCAUUCGGAGACAUUGGAAAUGCUAUCCCUCAGCGUCACACUGACCGAUGGAAGUUGGGCAUCAACUUUCAGACGUAUCUCAAUGCAGAUGAAGGCCCUGGUGCGUGUGCAGUUCCUCAGUCUGGUUCAGAGGGUCUUGAACGUGCCCAAGAUGACCUCUCCUGGCUGGUGCACAGAUGCGAUAGACUGUGUCCUGCGCGGAGAAGCUCUUUCUGAGCCGGAAUACUAUCACUUGCAUGAAGCAUUCGAGGAGUACGUAUUCAAUGAAGGCUGUGAAGGUCCUAGAAGGGAGCACGAUCUGCCAGAGGAUGGACUGUGGGAGGACUUUGAUGGAAAUGUGAACUUUUGUUUCUGAAAAGGCGCAAAGUGGAAGACAGUCGCGGCAAAAGUCUGACAAAAACGGGGAGUGGGAAAGGCGGGCAGUUGUAGCUACUGCUGAUGAAGAGAAGAACAUGGACAAGGCUGAGCAUAUCAUGAAGGAGGUUUGCUGAUGACAGCUUUAGCUCGGACACUUCGCUGUGAACAUCAGAGGCUACCAAAGUAGCAGAUAGCUGUACUCAAAUCAAC
Molecule: messenger RNA, 1643 nt
Organism: Aureobasidium pullulans EXF-150
Lineage: Eukaryota; Fungi; Ascomycota; Dothideomycetes; Dothideales; Saccotheciaceae
Exons: 1
Coding region: 1-1431 (476 amino acids)
Source: RefSeq, a predicted model, not a curated record